Molecule: messenger RNA, 2792 nt
Organism: Catharus ustulatus (Swainson's thrush)
Lineage: Eukaryota; Metazoa; Chordata; Aves; Passeriformes; Turdidae
Gene: PLA2G7
Product: phospholipase A2 group VII
Exons: 11
Coding region: 16-1584 (522 amino acids)
Molecular function (GO): 1-alkyl-2-acetylglycerophosphocholine esterase activity
Source: RefSeq, a predicted model, not a curated record
ACAGGGAGCCCAGACAUGACCCUGUCCCUGCCGUACCGGGGCACGGCCCAGCGCCUCGGCGGCCGCGGGCUCCGCCGCGACGCGCAGGCUUUGCUGGGCAUGGCUCCGUGCCAGAAACAUGUUUUCCAGGCCCAGGAAAGAUUUCCUCCAGAAAGAUUGUCUCAGCUGAAAAGUAAGGCAAAGUUUGGUCCCUCCCCUUCGGGGAGAGCCGGGCAGUCGCUGUGCCUGCGACGGAGGCGGCCUCCUGUGGGAGCAGGCGCUGCUCGGCCGGCUCCUGAGGGCCGCGGGUGGCCGGAGGGGACAGCCAGCUCCCGGGGACAGCGGGACGGGAGCGGGGCACACCCAGGACACCGCACCACAGGUUUGCCGGUGAAGGCACCGAUGGAAAUGUGGAGCACCAGCAGCACUGAGAGGUUUUACAAGAUCCCUGAAGGAAAGGGACCACACUCAGUUGGAUGUACAGACCUGAUGACAGAAGAUGCAGUUGAGGGAAGCUUUUUGCGCCUCUAUUAUCCAGCGUAUGAUUCCACAGAUAUCGAAGAGGCGCGAUGGAUUCCAGACAAAGAAUAUUAUCAGGGACUCUCUGACUUCCUUAAUAUGUACCGAGCUGUAGGAGAAAGGCUUUUCCAUUACUAUGUUGGUUCAGUGACCUGUCCUGCAAAGUCAAAUGCUGCUUUUAAACCAGGAGAAAAAUACCCACUUCUUGUUUUUUCCCAUGGACUCGGAGCUUUUCGGACAAUCUAUUCUGCUAUUUGCAUAGAGAUGGCUUCUCAGGGCUUUAUAGUGGCUGCUGUGGAGCACAGAGAUGAAUCUGCUUCAGCCACAUAUUAUUGUAAAAGAAGGUCCGUUUCUGAGUCACAGGAAGAGUCCACGCCUAACAUGGAGAAGGAGUGGAUCUACUACAGGAAACUGAAAACUGGAGAGGAGGAGCGCUGCUUGCGCCAUAAGCAGGUGCAGCAAAGAGCACAGGAGUGUAUCAAAGCUCUCAAUCUCAUUCUUAAAAUCAAUUCAGGAGAGGAAGUAACAAAUGUACUACAUUCAGACUUUGACUGGAGCAGUCUAGAGGAUUCUGUUGAUACUAGCAGAAUAGCUGUGAUGGGACACUCUUUUGGUGGUGCUACAGUUAUUGAAAGUCUCAGCAAAGAAAUGAGAUUCAGGUGUGGCAUUGCCCUGGAUGUAUGGAUGCUUCCUGUAGGUGAUGACAUUUACCAAAACAGCGUCCAGCAACCGCUGCUUUUUAUCAACUCUGAAAAAUUCCAGUGGGCUGAGAACAUCUUAAAGAUUAAAAAGCUCAUCUCCAAUGACGCAAACAAGAAAAUGAUCACUAUCAAGGGGUCAGUACAUCAGAGUUUUCCUGACUUCACCUUUGUGAGCGGAGGAAUCAUUGCAAGAUUUUUCAAAUUAAAAGGAGAAAUAGAUCCAAAUGAAGCUAUUGAUAUCAGCAAUCAUGCUUCAUUAGCCUUCCUACAGAAACAUCUGAGUCUUAAGAAAGAUUUUGAUCGGUGGGAUUCUCUUGUGGAUGGCAUAGGACCCAAUGUUAUUCCUGGAACCAAUAUUGACACAUCUCCAGCUGAACCUGAAUAAGGAAUUCAAAGAAAUACUGAAAAUGCCAUGGACAUCAAGACACUAAUAUUGGUCAGACAUCCCUCAGACAAGGCAUUAAGUUACAUGAUUCUAAAAACAGAGUUUUCUGUUCCAAUGAGUUAGUGGUAUGCUCUGAAAUACUGCAACAGGGUAACUUCUGCUUUGUAGGCAGCUUGGGGGAAAUCACUUGGUAAUAAUUUAAAUGCACUUUCUGGUUUUGACUUGAGUCAAGUUUGCGGGGAGACAGAUUGAGCUCCAAGGAGUUCAGCUACAGGGUGGUUUACCAAGCUUUAUGUCAGUUUGCAUCCAGGAAGCCUUUACUGCAGGGUAAGGGAAAACAAACAAACAAAAAACCCAAACCACCACUUUCCUGCUUGGAUACUAAGUAUUUCAGCUGUGCUCUGACAACAUUUGCGAGUUAGGGAGGCCAGUGGAGGGUGGUCUUCAAAACUGUGUCUUAUGAAAACAAGUCACAGUAAAAGCUACAGGAAAGAGUUCAGCUGACAGCAGAGAAAAUCCAGACCCAGGACUCCUCACAGGAGCUUAAUCCUCUUAAAUGUAAGAAGUGUUUAAUGCCAUACCUAAAGGAUGAUGUUUAUAUCUCAAAAGCUUUUCUAUGGGUCACUUGUAGCAACUGUAAUUGGCCUUGGGCAAAGCUCCAGCAGCUCUUCCCUCGUCUGUGUUUCACAACCACCCAGUCAGACUGCAGGGGAAAUACAGAUGUGGCACUCUACAGCGCCCUUUAUAUGGUCCUUGCUAGCACUGCUUCAGCUCCUGAGGCCUCUCCAGGCAGCAAACACUUCCCAGACACUCAGCUUUCUCCAGGUACUCACAGUGGGCUCUAGGUGACACAGCUGAGUUGGCUCCCACUGACAGAUACAGACAGCAGUGGUAGUACCUGGACCAAGAUUGUCAGCAGCCACCUGGCUGGCCUUCUUCAAGGCUCUCCUUUUUGGAUCAGAACUGCCUGAAGCUGUCCCAUGCGAGGGUGUCUUCUAAAUUCUGUUCACUUCAAAAUCAGGUUACAAAUAAAACCACUAAGGCAAACAAAUUAAGAAUUUAACACUGUAAUUAAGUGUUUUACAUAACCUGUGAUCUUGAAAUGAGAUUGCAAUAACACCUGAGAUCUUUUAGAAUUAAUUAAAUUCUCCCCAGCCUAGUGCCAUGUAUUGUCUCUAUUAGGCAAAUAAAUGUGUUUGUCAUACUGA